Carlito syrichta (Philippine tarsier) is the source of this 15546-nucleotide messenger RNA. RefSeq names its product KIAA1109 ortholog (gene BLTP1). The coding region runs from base 25 to 15036 and encodes 5003 amino acids. Gene Ontology annotation, biological process: synaptic vesicle endocytosis. The transcript has 84 exons. NCBI's taxonomy places the organism in Eukaryota, Metazoa, Chordata, Mammalia, Primates, Tarsiidae. The record is from RefSeq and is a predicted model, not a curated record.
AGGACUUUGGAUGCUGCUCCAGUAAUGGAUCAAAGGAAGAAUGACAGCAUUGUCCCUAGUAUCACUCAAUUAGAAGAUUUUCUUACAGAACACAAUUCCAAUGUUGUUUGGCUCCUUGUUGCUACCAUUUUGUCCUGUGGGUGGAUUAUUUACCUCACAUAUUAUAAUUCUCGGAAUGUUGGUCUUAUUUUAACACUGGUUCUUAACAGAUUAUACAAACAUGGCUAUAUCCAUAUUGGUUCCUUCUCUUUCUCUGUUCUUUCUGGAAAAGUCAUGGUUCGUGAAAUUUAUUACAUUACAGAAGACAUGUCUAUUAGAAUUCAAGAUGGAUUUAUCAUUUUUCGGUGGUGGAAAAUGUAUAACCCAAAGCAGAAGCAACAUGAUCCAAAGGCAGAAACCAGGUUAUACAUCACAGUCAAUGACUUUGAAUUUCAUGUGUAUAAUCGUUCGGAUCUUUAUGGACACCUUCAAGAAUUGUUUGGUUUGGAGCCAACAAUAAUUCCACCCAAGAAAGAGGAUGAAAAAACACGAGAAAAUGGAAGAACAAGAACCCAGUCCAAAAUUGAAAGAGUUCAAGUAAAAACAGAAUCCCAAGACCCCACAUCUUCAUGGAGAUCACUUAUUCCAGUCAUAAAGGUCAAUGUGAGCACAGGACGUUUGGCCUUUGGAAAUCAUUACCAGCCUCAAACUCUGUGCAUCAACUUUGAUGACGCUUUCUUAACUUAUACUACAAAACCUCCUUCAAGUCAUCUUGACCAAUUCAUGCAUAUCGUGAAAGGAAAGCUUGAAAAUGUUCGAGUCAUGCUUGUUCCUAGCCCAAGAUAUGUUGGUCUUCAAAACGAUGAACCACCAAGAUUAAUGGGAGAAGGUUUUGUGGUGAUGCAGUCAAAUGAUGUUGACAUCUACUAUUACAUGGAUGAGCCAGGACUUGUUCCAGAAGAAACAGAAGAAAACAUUGAAGGAGAAAUGAGCGGUGAGGAUUGCAAAUUACAAGACUUGCCUCCAUGUUGGGGACUGGAUAUAGUCUGUGGUAAAGGAACAGAUUUUAAUUAUGGACCAUGGGCCGAUAGGCAGAGAGAUUGUUUAUGGAAAUUUUUCUUUCCACCUGAUUAUCAAGUUCUGAAAGUUUCUGAAAUUGCGCAGUCUGGGAGACCAAGACAGAUUCUUGCUUUUGAACUACGAAUGAAUAUUAUUGCAGAUGCAACAAUUGACUUGCUGUUUACCAAAAAUAGGGAAACAAAUGCUGUACAUGUGAAUGUAGGAGCUGGCUCAUAUUUAGAAAUUAAUAUUCCAAUGACAGUGGAAGAAAAUGGUUACACCCCUGCAAUUAAAGGACAACUCUUACAUGUUGAUGCCACUACCAGCAUGCAAUAUCGGACCCUCUUAGAAGCAGAAAUGUUAGCAUUCCACAUCAAUGCUAGUUACCCUCGAAUAUGGAACAUGCCACAGUCAUGGCAGUGUGAAUUAGAGGUUUAUAAAGCCACCUACCACUUCAUCUUUGCACAGAAGAACUUCUUUACAGAUUUAAUUCAAGACUGGUCUAGUGAUAGUGCUCCAGACAUUUUUUCAUUUGUUCCGUAUACAUGGAAUUUUAAAAUUAUGUUUCAUCAAUUUGAAAUGAUUUGGGCUGCUAAUCAACACAAUUGGAUUGACUGUUCCACAAAACAACAGGAAAAUGUGUAUUUGGCAGCCUGUGGGGAAACACUAAACAUUGAUUUUUCUUUGCCUUUUACGGACUUUGUUCCAGCCACAUGUAAUACCAAGUUCUCUUUAAGAGGAGAAGAUGUUGAUCUUCAUUUGUUUCUACCAGAUUGUCACCCUAGUAAAUAUUCAUUAUUUAUGCUGGUAAAAAAUUGCCACCCAAAUAAGAUGAUUCAUGAUACUGGUAUUCCUGCUGAAUGUCAGAGUGGCCAGAAAACAGUUAAGCCAAAAUGGCGCAAUGUUACUCAGGAAAAGGCUGGCUGGGUUGAAUGCUGGACUGUCCCAAGUGUCAUGCUUACAAUUGAUUAUACAUGGCAUCCAAUUUAUCCACAAAAAGCAGAUGAACAGCUAAAACAAUCAUUGUCAGAAAUGGAAGAGACAAUGCUGUCUGUAUUGAGGCCAUCCCAGAAAGCAUCAGACAGAGUUGUUUCUUCUCCCUCUCCUUCUUCACGCCCACCUGUUGAUCCCUCAGAACUUCCACCUGAUAAACUUCAUGUAGAAAUGGAACUUUCUCCAGAUUCUCAGAUAACUCUUUAUGGACCUCUAUUAAAUGCUUUUUUGUGUAUAAAGGAAAACUACUUUGGAGAAGAUGACAUGUAUAUAGAUUUUGAAGAGGUUAUUUCAAGUCCUGUUCUGUCACUGUCUACAUCAUCCAGCUCUGGGUGGACUGCUGUUGGAAUGGAAAAUGACAAAAAGGAAAAUGAAAGUUCAGCCAAGUCAAUUCACCCACUUACCUUGCGUCCUUGGGAUAUUACUGUACUUGUUAAUUUAUACAAAGUUCAUGGGCGUCUUCCUGUUCAUGGAACUGCUGAUGGUCCUGAAUGCCCUACAGCUUUCUUGGAAAGACUAUGUUUUGAAAUGAAAAAAGGAUUUAGAGAGACCAUGUUACAACUUAUCCUGUCACCCCUGAAUGUAUUUGUCAGUGAUAACUAUCAGCAGCGACCCCCUGUGGAUGAAGUACUCAGGGAAGGUCACAUCAAUUUGUCAGGUCUUCAGUUGAGAGCACAUGCUAUGUUCUCAGCAGAAGGUCUACCUUUAGGAAGUGAUUCCUUGGAGUAUGCAUGGUUAAUUGAUGUGCAGGCUGGAAGCAUUACAGCUAAGGUCACAGCACCACAGCUGGCAUGCCUCUUGGAGUGGGGACAGACAUUUGUUUUUCACGUGGUAUGUCGGGAGUAUGAACUGGAAAGACCAAAGUCGGUAAUAAUAUGUCAGCAUGGAAUUGAUCGUCGGUUCUGUGAAUCCAAGUUGAGUUGUAUUCCUGGGCCUUGUCCAACGUCAGAUGAUUUAAAAUAUACUAUGACUCGAUUAGGAGUUGAUGGGGCUGAUCUUUAUAUUGUUGAGCAUGGUUGUGCUACAAAUAUAAAGAUGGGUGCUAUUCGAGUUGCAAACUGUAAUCUCCACAAUCAAUCAGUUGGGGAAGGAAUAAGUGCUGCAAUUCAGGAUUUUCAAGUGAGACAGUACAUUGAACAAUUGAAUAAUUGCAGAGUUGGACUUCAGCCUGCAGUUCUGCGGAGGGCCUAUUGGCUUGAAGCUGGGUCAGCCAAUUUAGGACUUAUUACUGUUGAUAUUGCAUUAGCUGCUGAUCAUCAUUCUAAACAUGAGGCACAAAGACAUUUCUUAGAAACUCAUGAUGCUAGAACUAAGAGGUUGUGGUUUUUGUGGCCAGACGACAUCUUGAAGAAUAAGAGGUGUAGAAACAAAUGUGGUUGUCUUGGUGGCUGCAGAUUUUUUGGUGGCACAGUAACUGGCCUAGAUUUCUUCAAGCUUGAAGAGUUGACCCCUUCCAGUAGCUCUGCAUUUUCAAGCACGAGUGCGGAGUCUGAUAUGUAUUAUGGACAAUCUCUGCUACAGCCUGGAGAAUGGAUUAUUACUAAAGAAAUUCCCAAAAUUAUAGAUGGUAACAUGAAUGGCAUGAAGAGGAAAGACUGGGAGAACAAAACAGUGGGAAUAGAAGUAGAGAGGAAAACUCAGCACCUCAGUCUUCAAGUUCCAUUACGAUCUCACAGUUCAUCCUCUUCUUCAGAAGAGAAUAGCAGUUCUAGUGCUGCACAGCCUUUGUUGGCCAGUGAAAAGGAAAGUCCCUCUUCCGUUGCUGAUGACCAUUUGGUUCAAAAAGAGUUCAUGCAUGGUACAAAAAGAGAUGAUGGACAAGUGAGUAUUCCUACAGAAAUUUCAGGAAAUAGCCCUGUGUCUCCUAAUACUCAGGAUAAGUCAGUAGGUCAAUCUCCUCUUAGAUCUCCCUUGAAACGACAAGCUUCUGUCUGUUCCACUCGACUUGGAAGUACUAAGAGUCUCACGGCUGCUUUCUAUGGGGACAAGCAGCCUGUCACAGUUGGAGUACAGUUCAGCAGUGAUGUCUCUCGAAGUGAUGAGAAUGUAUUAGACUCACCAAAACAGAGGAGAAGUUUUGGUUCCUUCCCAUACACACCAUCAGCAGACUCCAAUUCAUUUCAUCAGUAUCGAUCAAUGGAUUCCAGCAUGUCCAUGGCUGAUAGUGAAGCCUACUUUUCUGCAGCUGAGGAAUUUGAGCCCAUUAGCAGUGAUGAAGGUCCUGGAACUUAUCCAGGUAGAAAAAAGAAGAAAAAGCAAACUCAGCAGAUUGACUACAGUAGGGGUUCCAUAUAUCACAGUGUAGAAGGACCACUUACUGGCCAUGGAGAAAGCAUUCAGGAUUCCCGAACUCUGCCGUUCAAAACCCAUCCGUCUCAGGCUUCAUUUGUUUCUGCAUUGGGUGGAGAAGAUGAUGUUAUAGAACAUCUAUAUAUUGUGGAAGGUGAGAAGACAGCAGAGAGCGAACAGAUUACUUCCCAACAACCUGUGAUGAAUUGUUAUCAAACUUACCUUACCCAGUUCCAGGUGAUUAAUUGGUCAGUUAAGCACCCAGCCAACAAAAGAACCUCUAAGUCCUCAUUACAUCGUCCCCUUGAUCUGGAUACACCCACCAGUGAAGAAAGUUCAUCAUCAUUUGAACAGCUUUCAGUUCCAACUUUUAAGGUUAUCAAGCAGGGGCUCACAGCCAAUUCUUUGCUAGACAGAGGCAUGCAACUUUCAGGAUCAACUUCAAAUACACCAUAUACUCCACUAGAAAAGAAAGUCGUUGAUAACACUGAUGAUGAAACAUUAACAGAAGAGUGGACCCUGGAUCAACCAGUCUCUCAGACCAAGACAACAGCCAUAGUUGAAGUAAAGGGAACUGUGGAUAUUGUUUUGACUCCCCUGGUGGCUGAAGCUUUAGACAGGUAUAUUGAAGCGAUGGUUCAUUGUGCUAGUACCCGACAUCCAGCUGCAAUUGUAGAUGACCUCCAUGCUAAAGUCCUUAGGGAAGCUGUGCAAAAUAGCAAGACUACUUUCUCAGAAAAUUUAUCUUCCAAACAAGACGUUCAAGGAACAAAAACUGAGCACCCUACAAUAGGAACCACUAACCAAGGACAAGCACAGACAAAUCUUACAAUGAAGCAAGAUAAUGUAACAAUUAAAGGUCUUCAGACUAAUGUUAGCAUACCAAAGAUAAACUUAUGUUUAUUACAAGCCUCAGUGGAAGAGUCUACAACUACAGCUCCUGGUAGGAGUGUUACUCAUGUUUCCCUAGUGGCGUUGUGUUUUGACAGAAUUGCUACACAAGUUCGUAUGAACAGAGGUGUGAUUGAAGAGACUUCAAACAAUGCAGAACCUGGUAGAAUAUCAAAUUUUGAUAGAUAUGUUCAUGCCACUAAGAUGCAGCCUCAGUCUUCUGGAUCUCUCAGAUCAAAUGCUGGAGCAGAGAAAGGCAAAGAAAUUGCAGCCAAAUUAAACAUCCAUCGAGUUCAUGGGCAACUUAGGGGUCUUGAUACAACAGACAUUGGGACAUGUGCCAUCACUGCUAUUCCUUUUGAGAAAUCCAAAGUUUUAUUCACUCUUGAGGAGAUGGAUGAAUUCACUUUUGUGGAUGAAACUGAUCAGCAGACUGUUCCAGAUGUAACUCGAAUAGGUCCUAGCCAAGAAAAAUGGGGUUGGAUAAUGUUUGAGUGUGGACUUGAAAAUUUAACCAUAAAAGGAGGAAGACAGUCUGGUGCUGUUUUAUAUAAUAGUUUUGGAAUUAUGGGUAAAGCUAGUGUCACAGAACGAGGUGGAGUGCUGACAUCAAAUAAUUCUUCUGAUUCUCCAACUGGCAGUGGCUAUAAUACUGAUGUCUCUGAUGAUAAUCUUCCAUGUGAUCGGACAAGCCCCUCCUCGGACUUAAAUGGGAAUUCUGUUUCAGAUGAACAAGAUGAAGGAGUUGAAUCUGAUGAUUUGAAAAAAGAUCUACCUCUAAUGCCUCCACCUCCAGACUCAUGUAGCAUGAAGCUGACCAUUAAAGAAAUUUGGUUUAGUUUUGCAGCUCCCACCAAUGUGAGAUCUCACACACAUGCAUUUUCUAGGCAGCUGAACCUUUUAAGCACUGCAACUCCAGCUGUUGGUGCAUGGCUUGUUCCCAUUGAUCAACUCAAGUCAUCUUUAAACAAGUUGGAAACUGAAGGAACCUUGAGAAUUUGUGCUGUUAUGGGAUGCAUAAUGACAGAAGCACUAGAGAAUAAAAGUGUACAUUUUCCCCUAAGAAGUAAGUACAACAGACUUACAAAAGUUGCUCGCUUUCUCCAAGAAAAUCCUUCGUGUUUACUAUGUAAUAUACUACACCACUACCUGCACCAGGCAAAUUACUCCGUCAUUGAUGAUGCUACAAUGAGUGAUGGACUUCCUGCUUUGGUGACCUUAAAAAAAGGGUUAGUUGCAUUGGCGAGACAGUGGAUGAAGUUUAUUGUGGUGACACCAGCCUUUAAAGGAGUUAGCUUACAUAGACCAACUCAGCCUCUGAAACCUCAAAUAGCUAUGGAGCAUGAGCAUGAAGAUGGACUUGGGCUGGACAAUGGAGGUGGUCUUCAAAGUGAUACUAGUGCUGAUGGAGCAGAAUUUGAGUUUGAUGCAGCCACUGUCAGUGAACACACAAUGCUUCUAGAAGGAACAGCUAACCGGCCACCUCCUGGUAGCUCCGGACCUGUAACUGGAGCUGAGAUAAUGAGGAAACUCUCUAAAACUCAUACCCAUAGUGAUUCUGCAUUAAAAAUAAAGGGCAUUCACCCAUAUCAUUCUCUGAGCUAUACCAGUGGAGACACUGCCACAGAUUCUCCAGUUCAUGUUGGACGUGCUGGGAUGCCAGUAAAGGAGAGUCCAAGGAAGGAGAGCCUCCUCAGCUACCUGACUGGAAGCUUCCCCAGCUUGCACAACCUCCUGGAAGGGACUCCUCAGAGAAGUAGCACAGCAGUGAAAAGUAGCUCCCUAACAAGAGCAGGAAACACAGUGGCCACUGAUAUGUUAUCUGAACAUCCCUUGUUAUCUGAGCCAUCAUCUGUGAGUUUCUAUAAUUGGAUGUCAAAUGCUGUGGGUAAUCGAGGAAGUGUGGUACAAGAAUCUCCUGUUACAAAAUCAGGACACAAUAGUCUUCCAACAGGUGUUGCACCCAAUCUUCCUACAAUACCCUCAGCCUCAGAUUUCAACACUGUCUUAUCUAGUGACCAGAAUACUUUGGAUGGGACACAUUCGCAGCAUAGCACUAGUCAGGAUGAUGUGGCUGGUGUAGAAGAAGCGAACCAAGGGUUUCCUGCUGUUCAGCUUGCUGAUGCACAGGUUGUUUUCAAACCUCUUCUGAGUCAUACAGGGAUCCAGUCACAGGAUACAAUGCCACUAUGCUACCGAAUGUACUUUGGAGAACACCUUUCAUUUUCAGGGACUUUGGACUGCCUCAGAGCAGAUAUUGUGGAUUCAGACACAGCCAAAGAGAGAAAAGGCAAACAAACGAGAAGGCAAGGCCAUGUGAAUCUUCCUCCACUUGAGUUCAAACCAGCAUUAAUGUUGGAAACCUUUAGCAUCAGUGCUGUUGUAAUGGAAAAAUCUGUGUGCACCCCUCAGAACUCCACUAGUGCCCUUUCUUUUCAUGAUCUCAGCAAGCGUUAUUAUAAUACCUUUCACUGCAACUUCACCAUUUCUUGUCAGUCAAUAAGCCAGCAUGUAGAUAUGGCUUUGGUUCGUCUUAUUCAUCAGUUUAGUACAAUGAUAGAUGACAUCAAAGCAACUCAGACUGAUAUUAAACUUAGCAGAUACACAGCUGGAUCUGCUUCUCCAACACCUACCUUCAAAACCAGAAAACAUCGGGAUUUUCGUUCAUCUGACUUCAGCCGCAGUUCUAGAGGAAGUCUUAACGGUGGCAAUAGAGUCAAUAAUGCAAAGAACAAACGGACCAACAAUGAGAAUAACAAAAAGGAAUCUCGAAACAAAAAUUCAUUAGGAAGAUCUGAAAGAAGAACUUCAAAAGUGUCUAGGAAAGGUUCAAAAGAUGUGGUAGAUCACAUGACUAUCCAUAUGGAUGACUCUGAUUCAAUUACAGUGUCAGAACAAAGUGAGCCUUCAGCUGAGUGCUGGCAGAAUAUGUAUAAAUUACUUAACUUUUAUUCACUUAUCUCUGAUCCGACAGGAAUAUUGGAAAAAUCUUCAGAAACAUUUGGGCCAGCAGGAGUCCGGAGCCCUACAGAGCCAACAUGUAAAGUUGUGUUUGAGAAUGAACAAGACAACAACAGUUUGACUAAAACACAGAGGAAACGCAGCUUGGUAACUUCUGAACCCCAGUAUGUUACUCUGAUAGUGUUUGGGAUUGGCAUGGUGAACCGCACACAUCUAGAGGCAGAUAUUGGUGGACUGACAAUGGAAUCAGAGCUGAAGAGGAUCCAUGGCAGUUUUACUCUUAAGGAAAAAAUGAAAGAUGUUUUACAUCAAAAGAUGACUGAGACAUGUGCCACUGCUCAUAUUGGUGGGGUUAAUAUUGUGCUGCUUGAGGGGAUUACACCAAAUAUACAACUGGAGGAUUUUCCUACAUCUCCAACAAGUACAGCCAAACAAGAGUUUCUAACGGUAGUGAAAUGUAGUAUUGCCAAGUCCCAAGCCCUCUACAGUGCUCAGAGAGGACUGAAGACAAACAAUGCUGCUGUGUUCAAAGUAGGAGCUAUCAGCAUUAACAUUCCUCAGCACCCUGCCACCUUACACAGCAUGAUGGUUCGAAGUUCUCACCAACUGUCUAAGCAAAUCUCAGACCUCAUCAGACAGCCUUCUGCUGCCCCACAGCCUGUAAAAGAAGAUAUUGCAACCCCACUACCUUCUGAGAAAACUCCAACAAGUGUUAAUCAAACGCCUAUUGAAACAAAUGAAUUUCCUCAGUUACCCGAAGGCUUAGAAAAGAAGCCUAUUGUUCUUAAAUUCAGUGCCAUGUUAGAUGGUAUAGCCAUUGGAGCAGCACUUUUACCCUCUCUGAAAGCAGAAUACAAGAUGGGAAGAAUGAGGAGUCAUGGAAUGACAGGUGCACAGACAAGAUUUACAUUUGAAUUGCCAAAUCACAGAUUGCGUUUUACUUCAAAAGUUUCUGCCACAGAUAUGUCAACCAUUCCUCCUUCUGCCAGUCUUAACCUUCCUCCAGUUACCAUGUCAGGGAAAUAUGUAAUGGAAGAACAUGAUAGUUACUCAGAUCAGGUGUGGAGUAUAGACGAACUGCCUUCUAAACAGGGUUACUAUUUACAGGGAAAUUAUCUACGUUGUGUGGCGGAAGUUGGGUCUUUUGAACAUAAUCUCACAACUGAUCUUCUAAACCACUUGGUAUUUGUUCAGAAAGUGUUCAUGAAGGAAGUUAAUGAAGUAAUACAAAAAGUUUCUGGUGGGGAGCAGCCUAUUCCUCUCUGGAAUGAACAUGAUGGAACAGCAGAUGGAGAUAAGCCAAAGAUUCUUCUCUAUUCCCUGAACUUGCAGUUUAAGGGUAUUCAAGUAACAGCCACCACUCCAUCAAUGAGAGCUGUAAGAUUUGAAACUGGAUUGAUUGAACUGGAACUUUCUAACCGACUUCAAACCAAAGCUUCACCAGGAAGUAGCAGCUAUCUGAAACUAUUUGGUAAAUGCCAAGUAGAUUUAAAUCUGGCAUUAGGACAAAUUGUAAAGCAUCAGGUAUAUGAAGAAGCUGGUUCUGAUUUUCAUCAAGUUGCCUAUUUUAAAACUAGAAUUGGAUUAAGAAAUGCCCUUCGGGAAGAAAUCAGUGGUUCUUCAGAUAGGGAAGCUGUACUUAUUACCUUGAAUAGACCAAUUGUUUAUGCACAGCCUGUGGCUUUUGAUAGAGCUGUGCUGUUUUGGCUGAAUUACAAGGCUGCCUAUGACAACUGGAAUGAACAGCGAAUGGCUUUACAUAAGGACAUUCAUAUGGCUACAAAGGAAGUCGUAGAUAUGCUACCUGGUAUCCAGCAAACAUCAGCUCAGGCCUUUGGAACUCUUUUCCUCCAGCUCACUGUCAAUGACCUGGGAAUUUGUCUACCUAUCACAAAUACAGCACAGUCUAAUCACACUGGAGACCUUGACACUGGUUCUGCUUUGGUAUUGACCAUUGAAAGCACUCUCAUUACUGCUUGCUCUUCAGAGUCGCUGGUUAGCAAAGGGCAUUUCAAAAACUUUUGUAUCCGUUUUGCUGAUGGUUUUGAGACAUCUUGGGAUGACUGGAAACCAGAAAUUCGUGGAGAUUUAGUGAUGAAUGCCUGUGUAGUUCCAGAUGGCACUUAUGAAGUAUGUUCAAGGACUACAGGACAAGCAGCAGCUGAAAGUAGUAGUGCUGGAACCUGGACACUCAAUGUGUUGUGGAAAAUGUGCGGGAUUGAUGUCCACAUGGAUCCUAACAUUGGCAAGAGGCUUAAUGCUCUGGGCAAUACGCUCACAACAUUGACGGGAGAGGAGGACAUAGAUGACAUUGCUGACCUAAAUUCAGUGAACAUAGCUGACCUGUCAGAUGAGGAUGAAGUUGAUACUAUGUCUCCCACUAUCCAUACUGAAGCUGUAGAUUAUCGAAGACAAGGAACUACCUCUAGCCAGCCAGGAGAACUUAGAGGAAGAAAAAUUAUGAAGCGCAUAGUGGAUAUCAGAGAACUGAAUGAGCAGGCCAAAGUAAUAGAUGACCUGAAAAAAUUAGGUGCAAGUGAAGGAACCAUAAACCAGGAAAUUCAGCGUUACCAACAGUUAGAAUCUGUGGCUGUAAAUGACAUUCGAAGAGAUGUUCGGAAAAAAUUACGAAGAUCCAGUAUGCGAGCUGCUUCCCUAAAGGAUAAGUGGGGUCUGAGUUACAAACCAAGUUACAGCCGAUCAAAAAGCAUUUCUGCUUCUGGAAGACCACCUCUUAAGCGAAUGGAAAGGGCAAGUUCUCGAGUAGGAGAAACUGAAGAGCUCCCAGAAAUCCGUGUGGAUGCAGCAUCUCCUGGACCUAGAGUAACUUUUAAUAUCCAAGAUACAUUUCCAGAGGAGACAGAACUGGACCUUUUGUCAGUAACCAUUGAAGGUCCAUCCUAUUAUUCAUCAAAUAGUGAAGGAUCAUGUUCCGUGUUCAGUUCUCCAAAAACUCCAGGAGGCUUUUCACCCAGCAUUCCUUUCCAAUCUGAAGAGGGCCGACGGGAUGAUAGUUUGUCUUCUACCAGUGAAGAUUCUGAGAAGGAUGAAAAGGAUGAAGAUCAUGAGAGGGAAAGGUUUUAUAUUUACAGGAAACCCUCACAUACAUCUCGUAAAAAGGCAACGGGCUUUGCUGCUGUUCAUCAACUAUUUACAGAACGCUGGCCAACAACACCAGUCAACAGAAGUCUUAGUGGUACAGCUACAGAGAGGAAUAUUGACUUUGAACUUGAUAUACGGGUUGAAAUUGAUAGUGGAAAAUGUGUACUCCACCCAACCACUCUUCUACAAGAACAUGAUGACAUAAGCUUGAGAAGGAGUUAUGAUAGAAGUUCCAGGAGCUUAGAUCAAGAUUCACCUUCAAAAAAGAAGAAGUUUCAAACUAAUUAUGCUUCUACCACACAUUUAAUGACUGGCAAGAAGGUGCCAUCAUCUCUUCAGACAAAGCCUAGUGACUUAGAAACAACUGUAUUUUAUAUUCCUGGAGUUGAUGUAAAGUUGCAUUACAAUUCCAAGACACUAAAGACUGAAUCACCCAAUGCCUCCAGGGGAUCUUCCUUGCCAAGAACACUCUCCAAAGAGUCCAAGCUGUAUGGUAUGAAAGAUAGUGCAGCAUCUCCUCCUUCUCCUCCCUUACCUUGCACUGUCCAGAGCAAGACUAACACCUUACUUCCUCCCCAGCCCCCACCUAUUCCUUCAGCCAAAGGAAAAGGAAGUGGAGGAGUAAAAACAGCCAAGUUAUAUGCCUGGGUAGCACUUCAGUCAUUGCCAGAAGAAAUGGUCAUUAGUCCCUGCCUGCUAGAUUUUCUGGAAAAAGCUCUAGAAACUAUUCCGAUUACACCAAUUGAAAGGAAUUAUACAGCUAUCAGCUCACAAGAUGAAGAUAUGGGACAUUUUGAAAUACCAGAUCCUAUGGAAGAAUCAACAACAUCACUAGUAUCAUCUUCUACAUCUGCUUACUCUUCCUUCCCUGUGGAUGUCGUGGUUUAUGUACGAGUUCAGCCCUCACAAAUCAAGUUUAGCUGUUUACCAGUAUCAAGAGUAGAAUGCAUGCUAAAGCUGCCAUCCCUGGACUUGGUAUUUUCUUCAAACCGAGGAGAACUGGAAACUUUAGGGGCAAUGUAUCCUGCAGAGACUUUAUCCCCCGGAGGUAAUGCUACUCAGAGUGGAACAAAAACCUCUGCUAGCAAAACUGGAAUUCCAGGCUCAUCAGGAUUAGGCAGCCCUCUUGGCCGAAGUCGACACAGUAGUAGUCAGUCAGAUCUGACCGGUUCUAGCAGUAGUUCAUCUGGCUUGAGCUUCACUGCAUGUAUGUCUGACUUUUCCCUUUAUGUAUUUCAUCCAUAUGGAGCAGGAAAACAAAAAACUGCUGGCCUUACACCUGGAUCAGGAGGAUUAGGGAAUGUUGAUGAGGAACCCACUUCAGUCACUGGUCGAAAAGAUUCACUCAGUAUAAACCUUGAAUUUGUUAAAGUGAGUUUGUCUCGGAUAAGGCGUUCAGGAGGCGCCUCAUUUUUUGAAAGUCAGUCUGUAAGCAAGUCUGCAAGCAAAAUGGACACUACCUUAAUAAAUAUAUCUGCUGUUUGUGAUAUAGGGUCUGCCUCCUUUAAAUAUGAUAUGCGCCGACUCAGUGAAAUUCUGGCAUUUCCAAGAGCAUGGUAUAGAAGAAGUAUUGCAAGACGUCUAUUUCUCGGAGACCAAACCAUAAAUUUGCCAACAUCUGGUCCAGGGACACCUGAUUCCAUUGAAGGGGUAAGCCAACACCUUUCCCCUGAAUCAUCAAGAAAAGCUUACUGCAAAACCUGGGAGCAGCCAAGUCAGUCAGCAUCCUUCACCCACAUGCCUCAGUCACCUAAUGUGUUCAAUGAGCAUAUGACAAAUAGCACUAUGUCACCAGGGACAGCAGCACAGAGCCUAAAAUCACCAGCUUCCAUCAGAUCAAGGAGUGUAUCUGACUCUUCAGUUCCUCGAAGAGAUUCACUUUCAAAAACAUCAACUCCUUUUAACAAGUCAAACAAAGCAGCAAGCCAACAAGGGACCCCAUGGGAAACACUUGUCGUGUUUGCUAUCAACUUGAAGCAAUUAAACGUUCAAAUGAAUAUGAGUAAUGUAAUGGGAAAUACAACUUGGACAACUAGUGGUUUGAAGAGCCAGGGCCGACUGUCAGUAGGAAGUAAUCGUGAUCGAGAAAUUAGCAUGUCCGUUGGUCUGGGAAGAUCACAGUUAGAUUCUAAAGGAGGAGUAGUUGGAGGAACCAUAGACGUCAAUGCUUUGGAGAUGGUUGCUCAUAUUUCUGAACAUCCGAAUCAGCAACCCAGUCACAAAAUUCAGAUUACUAUGGGUUCUACUGAAGCUCGUGUGGAUUACAUGGGCUCAAGUAUCCUCAUGGGGAUCUUCAGUAAUGCUGACCUUAAGCUUCAGGAUGAAUGGAAAGUUAAUCUGUAUAAUACAUUGGAUUCAAGCAUAACUGAUAAAAGUGAGAUCUUUGUCCAUGGCGAUUUGAAGUGGGAUAUUUUCCAAGUAAUGAUAUCAAGAUCUACCACACCAGACCUGAUAAAAAUAGGAAUGAAGCUGCAAGAAUUUUUCACACAACAGUUUGACACCAGUAAACGGGCUCUGUCUACCUGGGGACCAGUUCCUUAUCUUCCACCAAAGACGAUGACUAACAACCUAGAGAAAAGUUCACAAGAACAAUUGCUUGAUGCAGCUCAUCAUCGACAUUGGCCUGGAGUACUGAAGGUGGUAUCAGGAUGCCACAUAUCCUUAUUUCAGAUUCCAUUACCAGAAGAUGGAAUGCAAUUUGGAGGAUCAAUGAGCUUGCAUGGAAAUCAUAUGACACUGGCUUGUUUUCAUGGCCCAAAUUUCCGUUCAAAAUCUUGGGCCCUUUUUCAUUUAGAAGAACCAAAUAUUGCUUUUUGGACCGAAGCUCAGAAAAUCUGGGAAGAUGGCUCAAGUGACCACUCUACAUAUAUUGUGCAAACACUGGAUUUUCAUCUGGGUCAUAACACUAUGGUUACCAAACCGUGUGGUGCUUUGGAAAGUCCUAUGGCAACAAUAACCAAGAUAACAAGGCGCCGCCAUGAAAAUCCACCCCAUGGAGUAGCAAGUGUGAAAGAAUGGUUCAAUUAUGUCACAGCUACAAGGAAUGAAGAGCUAAACUUACUCCGUAAUGUGGAUGCUAAUAACACUGAGAAUAGCACUACUGUGAAGAAUUCUAGUUUGCUGAGCGGAUUCAGAGGAGGUUCUAGCUAUAACCAUGAAACAGAGACUAUCUUUGCAUUACCAAGGAUGCAGCUUGACUUUAAAUCCAUUCAUGUUCAAGAACCACAGGAACCUUCAUUACAGGAUGCCAACUUGAAGCCAAAAGUAGAAUGUAGUGUGGUGACAGAGUUCACUGACCACAUUUGUGUGACUAUGGAUGCUGAGCUCAUCAUGUUUCUUCAUGAUUUAGUGUCAGCUUAUCUUAAAGAAAAAGAAAAAGCCAUUUUUCCACCUCGGAUUUUAUCUACUCGACCAGGACAGAAAAGUCCAAUUAUUAUACAUGAUGACAAUUCCUCUGACAAAGACCGAGAAGAUGGCAUCACUUAUACUACUGUAGACUGGAGAGAUUUUAUGUGCAAUACAUGGCAUCUAGAACCCACUCUAAGAUUAAUUUCUUGGACUGGAAGAAAGAUUGACCCAGUAGGCGUUGAUUAUAUUCUUCAAAAAUUGGGCUUUCAUCAUGCCAGGACUACUAUUCCUAAAUGGCUUCAGAGAGGAGUCAUGGACCCACUAGACAAGGUUCUGUCAGUUCUUAUCAAAAAGCUUGGUACUGCACUACAGGACGAAAAGGAAAAGAAAGGAAAAGACAAAGAAGAACACUAAAAAUGUUAUUUGAUCUGUGAACAAAUUAUGAUUGUGUCCGUUAAGUUUUAUUACACUGGAGUGUUAUUCUUUUUUAGUAUACUUUUAAAUAUAACUUUAAAAUAAUUCUAACUUUGUGGCCAUUAUAUUAAAAGUUUGUAAGUUAACCUGCUUAUUCUAGUUCCACCAUUCUGUGUACUAUGAAGUAUUGCAUGAUAAUGUAAAUUUUGUGAAAAACUAGAUUAAAAUAUAUAAAUCUACUUAUUAGGGUUUAUAAUUGUAUUAUGUGCAAUAUGAUUCCUGCAUCUUUAAAGUAUUUGCAGAAUAACUGUGAAUUUUUUUGUUAUUGGCCAUAACUUUUAGAAAAAAAAUCUUGUUGAUAAUGUGAUUUUUGGGGGGUCAUUAAUCUUUUUUUAACAUAAACUUGUAUAAAUGCCUAUUUGUAUAUAGCUUGAGUAAUUGUGAUAUGAUUAUAUACACUAAAAUAUUAUUUGUAACUAUUGUAAUAAAAUCACAAUAAUGGCUUCAGUC